Messenger RNA from Penicillium cinerascens, 951 nucleotides. Its product is annotated as prephenate dehydratase PHA2. The transcript has 2 exons. Bases 1 to 951 code for a protein of 316 amino acids. Lineage: Eukaryota; Fungi; Ascomycota; Eurotiomycetes; Eurotiales; Aspergillaceae. Gene Ontology annotation, molecular function: prephenate dehydratase activity; chorismate mutase activity. Gene Ontology annotation, cellular component: cytoplasm. Gene Ontology annotation, biological process: L-phenylalanine biosynthetic process. The record is from RefSeq and is a predicted model, not a curated record.
AUGAACAUGCCAUUGGGUCACCUGAGAGUGGCCUUCCUGGGCCCCCGCGCAUCCUUCUCGCAUCAGGCCGCCGCCGAGUCCUUCGGUCGUACUUCUGCCGACUUGCUUCCUCAUGUCUCCUUCGCCGAUGCCUUUUCUGCCCUUCAACAGCAAGAAGCCGACUACGCCGUCAUCCCUUUCGAGAAUUCCACCAACGGGUCUGUCGUCCAGACUCUCGACCUUCUCGCGGAUCGCAAUGACUUAUAUAAAGACGUAAAAGUGUGUGGAGAGUACUACUUGACGGUACAUCACUGCCUACUAGUCCGCAAGGGCACAUAUCCCUCCGGCUGGGAGGGCUACGACGGCUCGAUCACUAAAUUAUAUACUCACCCACAAGCAUGGGGCCAAUGUGAGCAGUUGCUCUCUCAAUAUUUCAAGGGUGUGGAGAGACAAGAUGUCUCGUCCACAUCAAAAGGUGCCGAGAUCGUCUCGAAAGAGACGGAGGAGCGUGGUGCAGCCAUCGCCAGCCGAUUUGCAGCGGAAUACCACGGCGUGGAUGUCUUGAAGGAGAAUAUUGAGGAUCGAGCGGAUAACACCACCCGCUUCCUGAUUUUGAGGAACAUGCGCGCUGAACGCACGGCGCAGCUGGAACUGGAACAGCCAAAUGUGCUCGGGCAGGAUCGACCUGCCGCUCCCACCACCCGCAAGACGUUGAUCUCGUUUGCGAUUGACCAUUCCCUUCCUGGUGCAUUGGCGAACGCACUGCUGAUCUUCAAGGCCCACGGUCUGAACCUCACCAGUAUCAACACGAGACCCAGCUUGAAACGGGCUUGGCAAUACAUCUUCUUUGUGGAGUGUGGACGGACUCCCUCUGACGAGAACAAAGAGGCUGUCCAUAAAGCCUUGGAUGAUCUUCGGCAUGUCACCGAGUUCUGCAGGGAUUUGGGAACCUGGAAUGAUCAGCUUGGCUGA